Penicillium cataractarum is the source of this 531-nucleotide messenger RNA. RefSeq lists its product as uncharacterized. The record is from RefSeq and is a predicted model, not a curated record. The transcript is spliced from 2 exons. Gene Ontology annotation, molecular function: thiopurine S-methyltransferase activity. Lineage: Eukaryota; Fungi; Ascomycota; Eurotiomycetes; Eurotiales; Aspergillaceae. The annotation marks the transcript as partial.
GGAUGCGGAAAGGGCUAUGAUAUAUUCAUGUUUUCUCUAUAUGGUUUCGAUGUUGUUGGACUCGAAAUUUCUUCGAAGGGGGUGUCUAUCGCAGAGGUGUACGCACGCAAAGAACUACAAUCUCCACAAGCGUACGGUUCCGGGUCUACCAAGUCAAAUAAGUAUGAAAGAGGCUCAGUAUCUUUCAUUCAGGGCGAUUUCUUCCAAUCUUCCUCUACGAAAGGGGAGAAGUUCGACGUUAUUUAUGACGACACUUUCCUUUGUGCUCUUCAUCCAACAAUGCGUGCUCAGUGGGCUUCGCAGAUUGCUGAGCUGUUGAUUCCGGAUGGUCUUCUGGUUUGUUUGGAGUUCCCCCUUUUCAAAGACUCCAGUCUUACGGGCCCUUCAUGGCCAUUGAAGGGCGUUCACUGGAAUUUGUUAGCUGAGGGCGGUGAUGAAAUUUUGUAUCCUCCCACGUCGGAUCAACAGGUGAAAGGUGAAAAUGGGGUCUUCCGAGAGGAAAUGGUAUAUCAAGCCCGAGAGGUCGUAUGA